AUGGAUGAUUCAGUGGUCAGAAGAAGUCUGGACAAGCUCCAUGUCAAAGUAGAGUUCGACUCACCCGAUCAAGAAGAUGAUCAGACCGAUCCAUUUAACCAACAACAGAGUUAUGUAACCGUUCUGAAAGAAGAAGAUAUUUGGAGGAGUAUGGAAAAAAAGAUUCAAAUUGUUACAGAUGUUUCUUCCCUCUCCAAAGCUGAAGCCACACUUUUGCUUUCUCACUUUAACUGUGUUAGAGAAAGCGUUGGCAUAUUGGAGAGGUCACUUGAUCAAUCUCCUAAUGACGAGGAAUUCUUUUGUGGAGGCUGUAACGAAACCCGCCCAUUCGAGGAGUCUGCAUCGGUCUCUUGUGGUCAUCAUCUAUGCAGUAACUGCUGGACAAGGGAUAUCAACAAUAUUUUCAAUAAAAGUUCAGAAUGGAACGUGUGGCUUAAAUGUCCUUACGUACCUUGUCAAGCUUCUGUUGGUCGAGAUAUGAUUGAGAGUUUUGCUUCUGAGGAAGAGAAGACCAAGUACGAUCGAUAUCUCCUUAAAUCUUUCGUUGAAGACAGCAAAGCGAUGAAGUUGUGUCCUCGUGCUGCCUCGGGGCGUACUUGCGCGAUUGAUCUUAGUCCUGAUGAUUCUGGAAAUUUCACUGUCUACUGUGUUUGUUUGCUUAAAUUCUGCUGGAAUUGUAGCAAGGACGUUCAUAGUCCUGUGGACUGUAAAACAGCUGCAAAAUGGUUAGCAAUGACAAUGUCUGGUUACCAAAACCCGAACAGGCCACUGGCCAAUUCGGUGCCUUGUCCUAAGUGUAAGCAAAGGAUCAUAGAAAAAGAAUACGUGAUCGAAGAAUUUUUUUCACUGAAGAUGACAUGCUUACCUUGUAACUACGAUUUCUGUUGGCUCUGUCGUGGUGACUGGACUGAACAUUGGGAAGCAACUUGUAACAAUGAUGCUGUACCGUCCGAAGAGAUUGAACAACAGUUGGAAAUGGAAGAAUUUUCUGUGCAUAGAUACAAUGAUUGUUAUAAAAAUUGGGAUAGUAAUGAUUUGAUUCCGGAGCUAAGUAAAACACAGUUACCAACAGAACAACAGCUUGAUUUCAUCAUAGAAGCUGGAUUACAGAUCAUUGAAUCUAGAAGGAUCCUGAAAUGGACUUAUGCUUAUCAAUAUUACCUACCUGAGGAUAAGCAAAACCUCUUGAAGACAUGGCAAGACAAUGUGAAGCUUCUUCUAAAGGAGCUCGAUGACUCUAUAGAAACUAAACUGCCACAGUAUCUUAACGCGGAGGGAUCAUCAGAGAAUUUCAAUGCCUUCCGUAUCAAGUUAACUGCACUAACUAGCACAACGCGAAAAUACAACGAGACACUAAUCAGAGAUCUUGAAGAUGGCUUAGCUAAUUUCUAA
Messenger RNA from Arabis nemorensis, 1392 nucleotides. Lineage: Eukaryota; Viridiplantae; Streptophyta; Magnoliopsida; Brassicales; Brassicaceae. The record is from the annotation of a GenBank genome assembly.